CCAAACUCUUCCGUAACUAACUAAACGUUAACUAACUAACGUUACUGAAAUUAAUUACGUAGUGUCAAUAAGAGUGCGUUGCAGCGUCCCCGCGCAUGCGCCCCGCCCAACAGCUGAUCGCACAACAAGGGCUGAACUGACAACUUGCAGUAUUAUCUUACCUCAAUUUUAACUGAAAAACAAUGGUUGUGAUUUACUAAACAUAAUAUUAGUCACCAGCGUAACCUCAGCACUGCAGGUACGUAGGAGUACACAGAACGAAACCAUGUUCCUAGAAAGUUAUAAUGUAUUCAACCGAGGUACCGGGUUUUCCCAAUCUAUUAGCAAAUAAUGAAAAUCCUAAGAUAAUAAAGUCUCAACGACAGUGAUUAAUAAAAUGAGGGCAGCCGCUCUGAGUGUUUGGAUUUUUAUUAAUUUACUCUGCUUCGGUAUGUGCGGCUACUUAUAUCUUAUCUGGUCCAAAUACUGGAUGUAUCUGGAGAAGCAGAGGUUGUUCAACCCCACGGUGACCCUGGACGGGGCCGACCUGGUUCUGCCGGAGUCGUAUAACCCGACCAAGUUGAGUCGGGGCUCCGUGUUGAACAGCACGGAGGGGCGGAAGAGCCGGCGGGCGGCCAUCGGCACGUACUGGAGCAGCUCGAAGCUCGAUGAGACGGCGAAGUCCGCGGCGCACCCGCCCAGCCACGUGGAGAUGAGGAGCCGCGGCGGGCCGCGCUUCCCCAACGUGGACCACCCCGUGCUGCAGUUCGACAGCGACAAGUACCAGUGCUCCGACUACACCACCGACGAGUGCGCGGAGAAGACGGAGGCCUUCAAGCGGGCGCUGCUGAAGGAGUUCCACCGGGUGUUGAUGGCGGACAGCAACGUGUUCAAGUCGGGGCUGGACGUGCACAACACGUACAACGUGCAGUGGUCGGGCGGGGGCGGCGGGGGGGUGCGGGAGCGGGCGGGGGGCGAGCUGCGGUGCGCGCUGCGGCGGGUGGCGGUGCGCACGGUGGCGGCGGCGGACGAGCCGUUCCGCUCGCGCGGGUUCCGCAUCCCGCCUGUGCCGCCGCGCCGGUACCGCACCUGCGCCGUGGUCACCAGCGCCGGCGCGCUGCUCGGCUCCCAGCUGGGGAAGUUCAUCGAUUCGCAUGACAUGGUUUUGAGAUUCAACAAUGCACCCGUAGAAAACUAUACGGACGACGUCGGCUCAAAGACUACUUUCAGGAUAUUAAAUUCACAGGUGGUGACGAAGCCGGAGUACAGGUUCCCGGACGACCCUCUGUUCCACAACGUGUCCAUGUUGAUCUGGGAUCCCGCCAACUACUCGUCGACCCUGGAGGAGUGGUUCGAGCAUCCCGACUUUCCACUGUUUCCUGUUUAUAAAAGACUGCUCGAGGAUCGCAAGGAUGCGGAUGUGCACUUGCUCAGGCCGGAAGUGCUGUGGCAGCUGUGGGCGGUUCUGCAGGACGCCUCGCCCUACCGGCUGCGGCGGAACCCACCUUCGUCGGGGUUUAUAGGUCUGUGGUUCGCGCUGCAGCAGUGCGCGCGCGUGCGCAUGUUCGAGUACGUGCCGUCGGCGCGCGCGACCAGGCGCUGCCACUACCACGGCGCGGCGGCGGACGCGGCCUGCACGCUGGGCGCGUGGCACCCGCUCGCCAUGGAGAAAGCCGUGGCGGAGCGGAUGAGGGACAACAGUGAUGUGGAGGUGUUCCAGACAGGGUACAUCGACGUACCGGGGGUGGGCGCGGAGCCUUGCGCGUAGGCGUCCAGUUUGAGGUUUAAGUUUUCUCCAGAUAUGCCUCUAGAUAUCUGGUCUAGGCCUAUAGGUGGAUUUCAUCGAUUGAAUUUCGACAAAUUGUUGUACGGCUGGCCAAUCAAAUAUGCCUUUGUAAUCAAUCCAAAUAUUUGCAUAACAUAUAUUGGUAUCGGUCGCACGUGAAUUGCAAAAGUCUCCAAACUGUCAAAUCAAUUUUAAUUAAAAUAAUAAAUACUACAUUUACCUUUAGAUAUCUUAGCAGAUCUGGACAUACUUCAAUUGUAUACCUACUUCGUAAAGAUACUAAUGUAAUAACAGCUUUAAGACAAUGGCCAAUCGAUCAGUGUUCAGUCAUCAAAGUGCCUACAUACAUACAAGCCACUUCCGAUAAUAGAACUAUAGAUUUAAUUAGAAUUUACUUAAAGCUCCAAGGCUCAAGUCAAUGUUUUAUGACAAAGGAACGUGUCUUCCUAACGACGCUCUUAUGCCUAUGUGUGUUCUUUAUUACCAUUGUUUUGUGUUCAUAAGUAUUUAAGGAUAGUUUAAUUUCUUAAUAAUAUUUCACGAUAUAGGAAAUGUAAUGUAUAAUAUAAUGUAUAAUACUUAAUAUUAUAUAGGUAGAUUUACGCAGCAACAUUUAUUUAAUUGACGACGCUUCAACUGUAGACAAUAAACAAUGUGUUUUAUCUUAUCUACUUGUCGAGCAAUAAAGAUUUUGUACGUAUUGGGAAUUUCAUAUUAUCUUGCAAUUUUUCUAACAGUACCUACCCAUAAAAACAGUGUGGAGCUUUAUCAGUCCUGACAACAUACCCGACAUUUCAUAUGUGGCUUUCUUUAUAUAGCAUAGGUAUCCAACAAUUGGCUGUCACAACCAGCGCAAUGUCUUCAUCGUCAUACUUGCGAUUCUCAUUAUCAUAAAUCCGAAUGUUUUAUAAGGGCCUGUUUAACAAUGUCUGGAUAAUAGCUACCUGUGGCAUGAAAGACAUGCUGUCACUAUUAUAACCCAUAGGUAGCUAUUAUCCAGACAUUCUGAAACAGGCCCUAAGAAUACCAGUACCUGCCACUAUUAAAUCAGGAGAUGGUAUCCUACGGCUGGCCCUGAGCUGCCCUUGCUUCGCUUGUAUCUUGUAUUUUUAGCGAUUUGCUAGCCGCACGUUCGGCCCGCAUACUGAUAGCUUACCUGCUUAGCCAUUCCGCCCGUUUGCACGGAAUUAGCACUGCUCCGAGAUGGACUCUGCGUAAAUUAAAUAUCGCUAGUACAAUCAUAUGGCUCUUCCUACUUCUUCUUACGUUUCCCACUGAAUUAUUUAUUUCUUCGAGCGACAUUCGCUAUUUUGGGACGUUCGGUGUAAAAUUUAUUGUAUUCUAUACACGUUGUUUAUUUAUACCGUGCGCCGUUACACAUAUUUGAUUGCUGCUUUUUAUAGACGGGUAUGUAAGAGGCAGGUACAUUCAGUAUCCGUAUCACCUCUUUUUAGCCUGUUAGUGGCAAACACUAUAGAGUCCAAAAUAGCCAGUCAUUAUCACUCAUACUCAGCCCAGAG
This is a messenger RNA of Plutella xylostella (diamondback moth), 3285 nucleotides long. RefSeq names its product beta-galactoside-a-2,6-sialyltransferase (gene SiaT). The record is from RefSeq and is a predicted model, not a curated record. Gene Ontology annotation, cellular component: Golgi apparatus. Gene Ontology annotation, molecular function: beta-galactoside alpha-2,6-sialyltransferase activity. NCBI's taxonomy places the organism in Eukaryota, Metazoa, Arthropoda, Insecta, Lepidoptera, Plutellidae. Gene Ontology annotation, biological process: sialylation.